AAAAAGCGAGCAUCUACGCACCAGGGUGAAAGACCGAGCAAUGGAAGGACUGGAACUUCUGAAAGUAGUGAACGGACGCUAUCAGACGCUACGAGAGGCACUGGUUGGGCCGGAAAAACGAAGCAAACGAGGCCUGGUUGAUGCUGGAGGUACGGUGCUACAGUGGCUAUUUGGAGUGGCCACCGGACGCGAUUUGGAAGGACUGAACGGACAGUUACAGGCCCUGGGACGGGAGACGACAGGAAUCAUCCACGCCGUGGCGCAACAAGCAACUCUCGUGAACGAGACCUGGCGGGAGCUAGGUGAACACGUCCUCGUCAUGCAACAAUUGAACAAAGCCCACAUGUCCCUGGAGAAAGAAUUCAACUGGUGGAAGGUGAACAUCGUUGAAACUGUGUCCUCCCUGGAACGACAGAUGCUCUUGGAGGCGAGAAUAGACGACGCAUUUCGGACUGCCCAACAGACUAUGGACUGGGUGAGGAUGACGUUGGAGGACGUAAGCGUCGGUCUAGCACUACUGGCAACUGCACGGCCGGGAAUAUUGGGUUACGCUACGCGCCAAUACCCGCAUUUCUAGCCGUUGGAAUGGACCGUCAGACUUUUAUGGAGUUAACGGAGUCCGAAGUUCGGGUCUGUCAAGGUCGUUCGGGCUCUGUUUGUCCACCUAGUAAAGCCAUCUACCGCAAGAACUUU
Daphnia pulicaria is the source of this 693-nucleotide messenger RNA. RefSeq lists its product as uncharacterized. The transcript is spliced from 2 exons. Lineage: Eukaryota; Metazoa; Arthropoda; Branchiopoda; Diplostraca; Daphniidae. The record is from RefSeq and is a predicted model, not a curated record. Bases 41 to 577 code for a protein of 178 amino acids.